AUGAGGACUUCUUCUUCUCUUCUUGGUUGGUUCUUGAUCAUCUCUCUCUUGUUACUCUCGCAGUCCCUAAUAAUUUCAUGCGAAUAUCAUGAAACCUCGACCAUUCGACCUUUGGGUGGGGAUCGGAAACUUGUUGAACAUGAAGAGAACGCGGAUGGGUCUCACGGUCAUCACCGUGACCAGCUUCGAGUAUUCGUGAGGAAAAGCAAGAAGAAGAAGAAAUCAUCCGCUACUCGAACUCUUCUCUCUAACCCAUUAACUUAUUUAUCUACUGUUGUGAGUUCCUUUGUUCUAAUGCUCGCUGCAUUCUAA
This is a messenger RNA of Arabis nemorensis, 312 nucleotides long. Lineage: Eukaryota; Viridiplantae; Streptophyta; Magnoliopsida; Brassicales; Brassicaceae. The record is from the annotation of a GenBank genome assembly.